AUGGCUGCGGCGCAGCUGCCGAGCGACCUCGCUGCCGCCUGCCAUACGUCUGCUUUGCUCCUCGCGCAGCAUGGACAAGCUUUGCAGCAGGUGCUGGCAAGCUUACAGGCGGUCCUGGCUCAGGCCGCAAAGGCAGCUGAGGUGCCCAAGGACAGCGACUGCGGCUUGACCUCCUCCGGAAAGCUGGAGAAGAGAGCUGACGAGGUGGAAGUCGUCGAGCCGAGCCACGGAGGAGACACAGGGAAGUCGAAGCAAACCAGGAAGCCUGGUGAGACGACUUUGCCUGCAGCCACUCCAACGGCGUCGCCACAGAAUGGCUGUGACGGCUGCGUGGCGUGUACGCCGUGCGCACCACAGCCGCAGCAGGCUCAGCAGCCCCAGGUAUGUUCCGGAUGUCCAAGCUGCCCUCAGAAAGCAAAGGGUUGCGGCAAAGGUCGAGGAUGGGAACCAUGGCCCAAAUUCUACGAUCCAGAGCCGCGUUUUGAUGGUUGGACCAGCUUGGAGUGGAAGGACUGGGUCUCUUCCAGCUGUGGCUCUCGGUGGUGCUACAACAAGAAAGCCGAAGCCGACAUGCUCGCAGAGUGGAUGGUGGAAACUUGGGGCCUCUCAAACCUGCAACGAGGAUCUGGCGAUGCCCAGCUCCCUGAGUGCCACCAGGGCAAUUCGGGCAAGCCAUGCCGGCCAAGCCAGCCGAGCCGAGCGUCCUUGCGACACUUGGCUGUUCUGUCGUGCGCAUCCCUGGCUCGGCCUAGCAGGGCAAGAGCGGAACGGCCGAAGGGGCAGAAGAAUAAGGCCAAAGUUGCCCUCAUAACAGGAGCAUCGACAGGAAUCGGCAGGGCGACAGCGCAAGAGCUGUGCCGCAGCAGCUCGUAUUCAACAGUCUUCCUUGCUGGGCACAACGAAUCAAAAACCAAAGCGACUAUUGACGAGAUAGGCUCGCCUUCAAAGCUGGAGUAUCUCCCGUUGGAACUUUCUUCCUUUCAAUCAGUUCGGCAAGCCGCCAAGCAGUUCCAGGAUACGGGCUUACCUUUGCACACCUUGGUUUGCAAUGCAGCCGUGAUGGCGUUGCCACAGAGGCAUGUCUCCGUUGAUGGCAACGAACUCCAGCUCGAAGUCAACUACCUGAGUCACUUCUUACUCGUUAACUUGUUGAUACCGGAGCUUUCGAAAGCGGGAACCGAUGAUGAUCCUGCAAGGACGGAUGAGCUAGAACACGAAGGGAUCAUGUGCAGAUGCAUUCCGAACUUGCUUUGCGUGCCCGUUGACACGAGGAUUAUCAACGUGUCAUCCUCGGCACAUUUUGUCCGGAGUCCACUGGCCUUUGGUGACAUGGCGGACCUGAAUCUAUCAGCUCGUGAUGGCGAUAGAUAUGCAUACUACCCCUGGACGGCAUACGGGCAGUCGAAGCUUGCACAGGUGAUGUUCACCUACGAACUCGCUAAGAGGCUGAGAGCUCAGAGGCUGCCGAUCGUGGCCAACGCGUUGGACCCUGGAAUCGUGGAUACCGAACUGCAGCGUUAUCUACCAACCAAGGCACCGGCUGCACUGAUGAAGUUGGCAAAGACACCCGAGCGUGGGGCGGAAACCUCGGUGCUCCUGGCGACUGCUGAAGCUGGACUGUCUUCGGGUGGAUACUGGGUCGAUGGACAGCUAUCGGAAAGCUUGGGCCGUGGGAAGUCUCCGAUGCCUAUGAACUCCGAGCUCGCUGUGGAAGGGACGACCUCCUACGAUGAAGGUGCUUGGCGGGCGCUUUGGCGCUGCAGCUCUGAGCUGGUUCUGGACAUCGGUGGUGAGCCUGGAUUCCUUGCUGCAUCGCUUCUCGAUCGAGGUAUAGCUGUGACAGUGGUCGACGGGCACUGGGGGAAGACGGGCAAGAGUAGCAGCCACACGCAACUGCAGCAGGCGAAGGUAGAUGGCCCGUCGCCUCAACUCCGGGCUAUCUGCACCACCUUCGAUGCAGACUUCGUAGAAGAUCACAAAGAGCUGGUGGAGAAUGCUAGUGCCAUUGUGUCCCUGUAUGGGGACGAAGCAACAACGCCUUGCCUGCAGUAUGCAGCCAUCGCAAAGACACCGUGUGUAGUGAUCCCCUGCAACGAGUGCGUGCGCUUCUACCCGCCUCACCAGCGCAACUACGAGGGCUAUUGUCAGGCCCUGCUGUCCUUCGCCAACGAUCAGGGUGGCCGGUUCCAGCGUGCAGCCCUGGAGGGUGCACCGUUUUCCCGUAUGCUGUUGGUGCAGCUGCCAGACUCUGACGAGUUUCGGCAGACUCGAGAGAAGCUUGAGUCGCACUGGCAGCAGACACAGCAACAGUGGCAGCAACAGUGGCAGCAGCAGCAGUGGCAGCAGCAGCAAUGGCAACAGCAGCAGUGGCAACAGCAACAGUGGCAACAGCAGCAGUGGCAACGGCAGCAGUUGCAGCAAGGCAACCAGCCGCUGUGCCAACAACAGCAAUGCCACCACCAACACAAUAACACUCCAAUGUAG
Symbiodinium sp. CCMP2592 is the source of this 2484-nucleotide messenger RNA. Lineage: Eukaryota; Dinophyceae; Suessiales; Symbiodiniaceae. The record is from the annotation of a GenBank genome assembly.